This is a messenger RNA of Diceros bicornis minor, 10308 nucleotides long. RefSeq names its product pecanex 4 (gene PCNX4). Lineage: Eukaryota; Metazoa; Chordata; Mammalia; Perissodactyla; Rhinocerotidae. Bases 6977 to 9835 code for a protein of 952 amino acids. The record is from RefSeq and is a predicted model, not a curated record. Gene Ontology annotation, cellular component: membrane. The transcript has 10 exons.
UUAGGACUAAUCUCUGGUAAACAUUCGUACUAAAGCGGUAAUUAAAUCAUAUUGAAGAAUAAAAAGAACACCCCUUAUAAGAUAAGGUAAAUAAGCAAAAUUUCAAUACUGUGUUUCACUUUAAAUAAGGAGCUCUGAAUCUAUAAAAUAGUCUGGCUGAAACCUAUGAAAAGAGAUGGAACUUUGAGGGGAAAAUGAAGAAUUUAAAAUUUAUACACAUAAAUAUUGUUUAGAUUGAGUGAAUUUACGAUUAAUAGAAUAACUUAUUUCUAAUUUUCCUUAUAGUAACUAUAUAGAAGGAAUAUUGAUUUUUUUAAUCAAUUUGCUACAGAAGAAAAAUAGAAAAUAGUGUUUUUAACAAAAUUGCUUACAAAACUAUUUGAUAACCCCUUUUGCUUGCCUUUUCUAAAUCUGACUUUUCUUUCUCUGUUUCUAUAGAUUGCAGCUUUCUCUUUCACAAGUUAAUGUCCAGGUAGAAAUAUACAGGCCUGUUAUGGACUGAAUAUUUGUGUCCCCCCCAAAUUCAUAUGUUCAAGUCCUAACCCCCAAGGUGAUGGUAUUUUGAUAUGGGAUCUUUGGGAGGUAAUUAGGAUAAUGAGGGUGGGUCUGGUGGGUCUGGUCUGAUGAGAUUCGUGCCCCUGGUGCCCUUCUUAGAAGAGACACCAGAGAGCAUAUCUCUCUCUCUCCAUAUGAGGUACAGUGAGAAGUUGGCUGUUUGCAAGCUAGGAAGAGAGUUCUCUCCAGAACCCAACCAAGAUGGCAUUCUGAUCUCUGACUUCUAGCCUCCAGAACUGUGAGAAAUAUAUUUCUGUUGUUAAGCCACCCAGUCUGUGGUAUUUCAUUAUGGCAGCCCGAGCUGACUAAGAUUUCCAUACCAAGAGGUGGGGUGCUCUUGUAACAAAUACCUAAAAGUGUAGAAGUGGGUUUGGAACUGGGUAAUGUGUAAAGGCUGGAAGAGUUUUGAGGUGCAUGCUAGAAAUAUGGACGUUAAAGGCAGUUCUCGUAAGGUCUCAGACAGAAAUGAAAAUGUUAUUGGAAACUGGAGGAAAGGCAAUCCUUAUUACAAAGUGGCAAAGAACUUGGCUGAAACAUUUCCUAAUGUUUUGUGGAAGGUAGAACUUGAGAGUGAUGAAAUUAGAUAUAUAGCUGAGGAGAUUUCUAAGCAAAAUGUUGAAGGAACAGCUCGAUUCCUCCUGACUGCUUACGUAAAAUAUGAAAAGAGAGAGAUGAAUUGAAGAAGGAAUUGCUAAGCAAAAAGGAACUAGAACUCGAAGGUUUGCAAAAUGUUCAGCCUGUCCGUAUUGCAAAAAAUGAAAAAGCGUGUUCUGAAGAGAAUAACAAGGUCUGGACUGUCACUCAAUAAAGAAUUUAUGAGGUUAUAUGAGCAGAAACACCGCCAGUUUGAACUAAAGGGAAUGGAGACAAGAUGAAAUGAAUGAAGGCUGUUAGUCUUCUUAGAUUUGACAGGACAAGGAUGUUAGAGCUCUUUGCCUCUAAACAUGCGCUAUUCUUUAAGAAGAGGGAAAAAUGACCCCAAAGGUGAUUCAGAAAUUGUCAGGGCUACUGCCUCAGUUUCAACAAGUUAGAAGGCCUCUGCUAGAAGCCUUGGGGCUGGUACCGCCCUGUAGAGCUAUGGGGGUGGGACCACACCUAGAGCUGUUUGGGUGAUGUUGCCAGCCUGGGGGCCUGGAGGGCAGAGUAUGGAACUGGAGAGGAUUAUUAGUUAGCCUUAAGAUCUAAUGGAAUUUGCCUUGCUAGGUUUUGAACUUUGGGACCUGUCACCCUUUCAGUCUUUCCUGUUUCUCCCUUUUGGGAUGGGAAUAUUCAUUCUAUGCCUGUCCCUCCAUUGUAUUUUGGAAGCACAUAACUUGUCUGGUUUCACAGCUUCACAGCUGGAGAGGAAUUUUGCCUCAGGAUGGAUCAUACCUCGAGUCUCACCUACUUCUGAUUUAGACGAUAUGUAGAUGAAACUAAAGACUUUAGAGUUGAUGCUAGAAUGAGUUAAGACUUGGGGGCUGUUGGGAUGGAAUGAAUGUAUUUUGCAUAUAAGAAGAACAUAAAUUUGGGAGACUGGGGUGGACCGUUAUGGACUGAGUGUUUGUGUUCCCUCAAAAUUCUUGUGUUGAAGCCCUAACCCCCAGUGUGCAGUGUGAUGGUAUUUGGAGAUGGGGUCUUGGGGAGGUAAUAAUUAAGUCAUCAGAGUGGCCCUAGUCUAAUGGGAUUAGUGCCCUUAUGAGAAGAGACACCAAAGAACUUGGUCUCUGUUUCUCCACCAUUCUGGGAAGUUGGCUGUCUGCAAGCCAAGAGGAGAGUUCUCACCAGAACCUGAUCAUGAUGGCACUGUCAUCUCAGACUCCCUGUCUUCAGAACUGUGAGAAAUAAAUUUCUAUUGUUUGAACCACCUAGUCUAUGGUAUUUUCUUAUGGCAGCACAAAAUAAGAUAAGGUAUUUAAAAAUAUUUAACCAGUUUGUGUACUGAAACUGACCUAUUCUUGGGUGUCUGUUUGCUAUUCCUUAACUCUUAGUCUCUUCUAAUUGUGCUACAUUUAUGGACCAGAGGACACUAUAAUACCCUUGUAGUUCUUCACCUAAUCAAAUAUGUAAGGGGAGAAUUCAUUUAUGGGAGAUUCAUUUAUAAUUAGUUUCUUAGUACCACUAUUAUUUACUAACUAUGAAAUAUAUUACAGGUAAUACUUGAUUUUGAAAAAUUAGCAAUAAAAUUGAGUUUGAAUGUAUGUGUAUACAUUUCACCCCUUUUAAAAGAUUUAAGUUUAUAAGAUUAUUAUUUUCAGAAUACAUAUUUGUAACUUACCAUCUUCUUUGCCAUUUCUGAAAUCAGAAAUUAUAUACCUGCUGUAAUACAAUACCUUUGCAAAUGAUGCCCUAGGUUCUUUAAUUUUUUUAAAAAAUCUCAGUUAAUUUAUAAUUAGGUUACCUUGACUAUUUGCAUUACUGGUUUCUAAAUGAAAAGGCAUAAAAUGUUUUUUACUACACUCUAAUUGGAUUUAAUAUACAGUUAUAGUAUUUAAUUACAAAGAGAUUUUUUUCAACUAUAACUAAAAGAAAAGACAAAGGCAAUCCCCAAACCCCAGAAAAAAAUGAUGUUUGUGCAGAAAAAUUAUCCUCUACUUCACUUUUAGAAAACUUUCAGCUUCUAAUUAACAAAAUAAUAAAGAAUCAACAUCUUUAUACAGUAAGUGUGAUACUACAGAUAAAUAAUGUAUGAAAUAUGUGCACUAUUCAGAUUUGAACAGGUGUCAGAUAUAUCAAAUUGUGUCUUAAUUUUAUUCCAGAGAAUGUGGAAGUUGAAGAGUUGAGGCCCCCAGUGUAGUGAUCUUUUCUCUUUCUCCAUUCUUUAUUCUACCCAGUACAGUUGUGUAUUAAUAAUUUUAAAUGACUUCUGUGCAUUUUUAUCAGAGACGUGUUAAAUCUACAAUGCUUAGUUCGUAGACUCUUAGGAAUUGUUUGACUUCUUGAUGCAUAUUUAUAUCAUCUUAGCUGCUAUAAAAUAGAACGUCUUUUUUCUGGGCAUAUGGGUCACAGUGUACAGAAUUUGAAAUAUUUUUAUGGUUGUUAGAUUCAAAACAAAGUUUUUUUCUUGAGGGCUUAGAUUUUUUUUGCCCUAGAAAAUUCCUGUUGCAUUAUCAAAACAUUAGAAUUUAAACAUUUUUUCUUAUAAAAGAAAUUAACCACAAUAAUCAUCUCUUUGGGGCUGAGUCAUACACACAGGAAAGUAAUCACAAUGUUUGAUUACUUGAGUUGUGUGUGCUUAUAUUUAUUUAUGAUGUCCUUGUAUAUGAAGACUUUUCUGUGCCAUUGCUUGCUGUUUACUUUAAGAACAAAAAGAGAAUUGUGGGGUAAAAUCGAAUUUGGGUAAAAUAUUUCCUAAGUAUACAUUAUUUUUACAUAAAUUAUCCUAUCCUUGAAUAUGUUAGCAAAAGAAGUAUUAUCUAAAAAAAAAAAACUGUACAAAUAUGCAAGUUUUCGUUGACCUUCGUGUGGCUUAUUGUGUGUGGUUUGGUUUUCAUUUCUGUUAACUUGAGUGUUUUUUUCCUCAGAAUGAAAUGAAUUUUAUUUUAAAACUAUACUACAGAAGGUAUUGUCCUCUAAUUUAGCAUCACUUUGUUAACCUUGUGUUCAUUAAUCCUCUGUUUAUGAAAAUUUGAAGGACAUGCAUUAUGAGGCAGAGUGCAUUAGCUGGCAUAGUCUUGGUGUCUGUGUGAGCAAACACAUUAUGCCAUUAUUAUAUCCAUAGUUGAUAUACAUUUGCUUUUGGGCUGUUAACACACACUUAAGUGGAUAAUUAUUACAGAAGUUGCUUUUCUCCUUGACUUUGAUUCCCAGCAGCUCAGAUGUUCAAGUACAGUUAUGUUAUAGGCAUACCCUAUUUUAUUGUGCUUCGCUGUAUUGCACUUCGCAGGUAAUGUGUUUUUACAAAUUGAAGAUUUGUGGCACCCCUGCACUGAGCAAGUCUAUUGGCACCAUCUUUCCAAUAGCGUUUGCUCACUUCUUGUCUCUGUCACAUUUUGGUAAUUCUUGCAAUAUUUAAAACUUUUUCAUUAUUAUAUUUGUUAUGAUGAUCUCUGAUCAGUGAUCUUUGAUGUUACUAUUGUAAUUGUUUUGGGACACCACGAACUGCGUCCAUAUAAGAUGGAGAACUUAAUCGAUAAAUGUUGUGUGUGUUCUGACUGCUCCACUGACUGGCAGGUCCCCCAUCUCUCUGCCUCUCCUCAGUCCUCCCUGUUCCCUUAGACAUAAACAAUAUUGAAAUUAGGCCAAUUAAUAACCCUACAGCCUCUAAGUGUUCAAGUGAAAGGAAUAGUUGCAUCUGUCUCACUUUAAAUCAAAAGCUAGAAAUAAUUAAGCUUAGUGAGGAAGGCAUGUCAAAAGCUGAGACAGGCCGAAAGCUAGGCCUCUUGUGCCAAACAGCCAAGUUGUGAAUGCAAAGGAAAAGUUCUUGAAGGAAAUUUAAAGUGCUACUCCAGUGAAUACAUGAAUGAUAAGAAAGUGAAACAGCAUUAUUGCUGAUGUGGAGAAAGUUUUAGUGGUCUGGAUAGAAGGUCAGACCAGCCACAACAUUCCCUUAAGCUAAAGCCUAAUCCAGAGCAAGACCCUGACUCUCGUCAAUUCUAUGAAGGCUGAGGGAGGUGAGGAAGCUGCAGAAGAAAAGUUUGAAGCUAGCAGAGUUGGUUCAUGAGAUUUAAGGAAAGAAGCCGUCUCCAUAACAUGAAAGUGCAAGGUGAAGCAGCAAGUGCUGAUGUAGAAGCUGCAGCAAGUUACCCAGGAGAUCUAGCUAAGAUAAUGAAGGAAGGUGGCUACACUAAACAACAGAUUUUCAAUGUAGAUGAAACAGCCUUAUAUUGGAAAAAGAUGCCAUCUUGGACUUUCAUAGCUAGAGAGGAAGAGUCAAUACCUGGCUUCAAAGGACAGGUUGACUCUUGUUAGGGGCUAGUGCAGCUGGUGACUAAGUUGAAUUCAGUGCUCAUUUACCAUUCUGAAAAUCCUAGAGCCCUUAAGAAUUAUGCUAAACCUACUCUGUCUGUGCUCUGUAAAUGGGACAACAAAGCCUGGAUGACAGCACAUCUGUUUAGAAGGUGGUUUACUAGUUGUAAACAACAUGGCUAGUUUGAUCUUCCAGCCAGACCACUAAAACUUUCUCCAUAUCAGCAAUUAGACAGUUUCACUUUCUUAUCAUUCAUGUGUUCACUGGAGUAGCACUUCUAAUUUCCUUCAAGAACUUUUCCUUUACAUGGUUUCCUUUAUGUGGUUUUACAUGCUUUACUGAGUAUUGUAAACCCACUCUUGACCUACUACUCAGAAAAAAAGAUUCCUUUCAAAAUAUUACUGUUGGUUGACAGUGUACCUGGUCACCCAAGAGCUCUAAUGGAGAUGUACAACGAGAUUGUUGUUUUCAUGCCUGCUAACACAACAUCCAGGGGGCCGGCCCCAUGGCGUAGCAGUUAAGUGCGCGCUCCGCUGCUGGUGGCCCAGGUUCGGAUCCCGGGCGCGCACGGACGCACCACUUGUCAGGCCAUGCUGUGGUGGCGUCCCACAUAAAGUGGAGGAAGAUAGGCACAGGUGUUAGCCCAGGGCCAGUCUUCCUCAGCAAAAAGAGGAGGAUUGGCAACAGAUGUUAGCUCAGGGUUGAUCUUCCUCACACAAAAAAAACACAACAUCUAUUCUGCAACCUGUGGAUCAAGGAGUAAUUUUGACUUUCAAAUGUUAUUAUUUAGAAAUUUCAUUUUGUAAGGCUAUAACUGCCAUAGAUAGCGAUUCCUCUGAUGGGUCUUGGCAAAGUAAUUGAAAACCUUCUGGAAAGGAUUCACCAUUCUAUGCCAUUAAGAACAUUUGUGAUUCGUGGGAAGAGGUCAAAAUAUCAACAUUAACAGGAGUUUGGAAGAGGUUGAUUUCUAACCCUCAUGGAUGACUGAGGAGUUCAAGACUUCAGUGGAGGAGGUAAUUCCAGAUAUGGUGGAAAUAGCAAGAUAACUAGAAUUAGAAGUGGAGCCUGAAGAUGUGACUGAAUUGCCUCAGAGGAGGAGUUGCUUCUUACAAAUAAGCAAAGAAAGUGACUUCUUGAGAUGGAAUCUACUCCUGAUGAAGAUGCUGUGAAGAUUGUUAAAAUGACAACAAAGGAUUUAGAAUAUUACAUAAACAGUUGAUAAAGCAGCAGCAGGGUUGAGAGGAUUGGCUCCAAUUUUGAAAGAAUUUUUACCUGAGUAAAAUGCUAUCAAACAAGAUCACACGCAACACAGAAAUCGUUCGUGAAAGAGUCAAUCAAUGCGGCAAACUUCACUGUUGUCUUAUUUUAAGGAAUUGCCACAGCCACCCCAACCUUCAGCAACCACCACCCUGAUCAGUCAGCAGCCUUCAACAUAGAGGCAGGACCCUCCACCAGCAAAAAGAUUACAACUUGCUGAAGGCUCAGAUGAUGGUUAGCAUUUUUUAGCAAUAAAGUAUUUUUUAAUUAAGGUUUAUGGUAAAUAUACCAGCUCUAGAACAAAUGAAUCAGAUUUUACACAUCUUGUUUAUAUUUUUACCCUUUCUCUGGGCACUUGGGACCCUGCCCCCACCUGAUGCACUUUUCUUAUGGGCAAUGGAGCAGGUUUUAGAGUUUGGCCUUGGAGGUUCAUCUGUGUCAACCCACCUACGGUUAUUAAUGAUGUUCAUCAUUUCUGCUGGAACAGCUGUAACAUCGUAUUUCAUUCCCAGCACUGUUGGUGUGGUUCUUUUCAUGACUGGAGUUGGAUUCUUACUUAGUCUUAACCUAAGUGAGAUAGGUUUUGCCUUCAAACACAGUGUGACCAGACACAGAGUUGGAACCAAAUCUAAGGCUUUACCUAGUGGUUCAGAAAAACAGUUUACUUGGAAGGAAUGCCUUUUCUACAUCGUUAUAUUUGUCUUGGCUCUCUUAGAAACUAGUUUGUUGCAUCACUUUGCUGGUUUCUCACAGAUUUCCAUAAACAAUCCCCAGGCUAUUGUUGGCUACAUUUUGAUGACAUUACUUACAAUACUGUGGUUGCUUAGAGAAAUUCAAAGCAUCUAUAUAUUUGGAAUUUUCCGAAACCCUUUCUAUCCGAAGGAUGUGCAAGCUGUGACUUUAUUCUUAAAGAAGCAAGCAAGGCUCAUGAAGAUUGGUACUGUCAGGCGGAUUUUGCUAAAUCUAGUGUCACCUUUUGCUAUGAUAGCAUUUCUUUCAUUGGACAGUUCCUUACAAGGGCUCCACUCUGUGUCUGUCUCCAUUGGAUUCACAAGAGCUUUUAGAAUGGUAUGGCAGAAUACAGAAAAUGCUUUAUUGGAGACAGUCAUUGUAUCAGCAGUGCACUUGUUGAUCCCCAGUACAGACGUGUGGUGGAAUAGAAGCCUGGAUACAGGAAUCAGACUCUUACUGGUUGGUAUCAUGCGUGAUCGUCUGACUCAGUUCAUCUCUAAAUUGCAGUUUGCCGUGACUGUAUUUUUGGCAUCGUGGACAGAGAAAAAACGUAGAAAAUCAACCACCACUUUAUGUAUACUCAACGUUGUCUUCUCUCCUUUCGUGUUGGUCUUCAUAGUUUUUUCCACACUGCUCUCUUCCCCCUUACUCCCCCUCUUCACCCUUCCUAUAUUCUUGGUGGGGUUUCCUCGACCUAUUCAGAGUUGGCCAGGAGUGGUAGGCACCACAGCCUGCGUGUGUACAGAUACCGUGUACUACUACCAGAUGGUCCCAAGUUUGACUGCUGCACUGCAAUCUGCAAUGGCAGCUGGAAGUUUAGGUCUCCUCUUACCUGGGUCUCAUUACUUGGGCCGUUUUCAGGAUCGUUUAAUAUGGAUAAUGAUUCUAGAAUGUGGCUAUACGUACUGCUGUAUUAACAUUAAGGGGUUAGAAUUGCAAGAGACAUCCUGUCAUACUGCUGAAGCUCGAAAAGUUGACGAAGUUUUUGAAGGUGCCUUUGAAGAAGAAGAAUACACAAGAGUAUGUUCCAUUAAUGAACACUUUGGAAAUGUCUUGACGCCCUGUACUGUUUUGCCUGUGAAACUCUAUUCUGAUGCCAGAAAUGUCCUAUCUGGCAUCAUCGAUUCUCAUGAUAACUUAAAAGAAUUUAAAGAUGACCUUGUUAAAGUGCUUUUAUGGAUACUUGUUCAGUACUGCUCCAGAAGGUCCAGCAUGCAGGAGAAUGUUCACAAAACUGAAAAUAAAGGGGAAGCGUCUCUAAUAAUCCUACCUGCCUUGAAUACUUCACCGCAAACCCAAUCCUCAGAAGACACAGAUAGUUUAAAUUCAGAAACUUUGGAUGACUGGUCUGAUGAUAAUGUUUUUGGUGACGAGCCAACUAUCAAAACAGGAAAAGAAGAAAAAGAUCAGUUGAAAAUUUUGCAAGGUAUAAGUGUGCCUAUUCCAGGAUCAGUAGAAACACAGAGGGUUGGUGAUCAUCCUGCAGGCACUGUUCCUGAAAACAGUCUUUACAAAGCAGUUAUAUUGGGAUACCCUGCUGUUGACAAAGGAAAGCACCAAGACAUGGUAUAUAUCCCUCUCAUAGAGUUCAGUUGUUCUCAUUCCCACUUGUUAAGCUUACCUGAAGAGUGGACGUCUAACUGUUUGCCUAAUUCCAAAAUGAGGGAGAUGAGCUCAUUUUUUCCAGAAGACUGGUACCAAUUUGUUUUAAGGCAGUUGAAAUGUUUUCAUUCAGAAGAGAAUGUCCCAAAUGUACUGGAAGAAAUUGCAAAGGACAGAGUUUUAAAAGACUUUUAUGUUCAUGCAGUAAUGACUUGUUGUUUUAGUUUAUUUGGAGUAGACAAUAUGGUUCCUAGUCCUGGUCAUAUACUGAGAGUUUACAAUGGUGUUUUGCCUUGGUCUGUUGCCUUGGAUUGGCUCACGGAAAAGCCAGAACUAUUCCAUCUAGCACUGAAAGCUUUCAGGUACACUCUGAAACUGAUGAUUGAUAAGGCAAGUUUAGGUCCAAUAGAAGACUUUAAAGAGCUAACUAACUGCCUUGAAGAAUAUGAAAGUGACUGGUACAUUGGUUUGGUAUCUGAUGAAAAGUGGAAGGAAUCAGUUUUACAAGAAAAACCAUACUUGUUUUCUCUGGGGUAUGAUCCUAAUAUGGGAGUUUACACUGGGAGAGUACUUACCCUUCAAGAAUUACUGAUCCAAGUUGGGAAGUUAAAUGCCGAAGCUGUUAGAGGUCAGUGGGCCAAUCUCUCAUGGGAAUUGCUUUAUGCCACAAAUGAUGAUGAGGAACGUUAUAGUAUACAAGCUCAUCCGCUACUUUUAAGAAACCUCACAGUACAAGCGGCUGAUCCGCCCCUGGGAUAUCCAAUUUAUUCUUCAAAACCUCUCCAUAUACAUUUGUAUUAGAGCCCAUUUUGACUUGAGAUGUAUUGUCAUUAAAUGAGAUGUUUUUGUUUUUUCACUCAAGAAAAGUAACAAUGUGAUUCCUUAUAACUUCCCUGGACUUCUCUUUCUCCUCCAUGCCUGAGAAAAGCUAAGCUCUAUACAGUUGAUUCUCUUAGCUAUCUUAACAGUUAAAAAAAAAAAACGACUUUAUGUCUAGGUUAAAAGUUAGAACAAGUUGGCCAAUGUUUGUGCCCUGUGGAUUUGUGGUAGGUUUUGGUAAAUAUAAAACAUUUGUAUAAUAUUAGAUAAUGAAUUUUUUAAUGCUUUCUUUAAUAUGUGAUAGGUGACUUGCCUUACAGAAGUCAACAACUAUAUAAUUUUUACAUGCUUAAAAGAUAUACAUAUCUGUGUUUUUAAGUAAUAAUAAUGGAUCUUAUUGAAGGUUAUAUAAUAUAUAUGUAUUUAUUUUAAAUACAAUAAAAUUUUAUAGUAUU